CCAAGUCAAUCACACCAUUAUAAGUCGUUGAAGCUCUCUUACCUUCAAUUUUCCAUGGAAAUCGCUUCUUCUUUCACCAGUUUCUCUCAUACUCGUUAAACUUUCUCUUCAACAGCUUUUGCGCCAGUUUCCUCUUCAAGGAGAUCGUCGAUCCCCCAACUGUUCGGUUCUUGAGAAGCGAGGUUUUCUUGGCUAUUACCAAGGAUCGUCACGGAAACAGUCGUUCUACUCUGAGGCAGAGGUCAAGUCUGCGGUACAUCGUUACCUCCCAAACUCGUCUCUGAGUGGGAUAUGCUGGGCUUGUUUGGCUAUACUUGAUUCAUCUAGCUUCUUGUUCAAUGGCACCAAGUAACAAAGCUAUAAUCGUUACUUGCAUCUGGAUGCUUAUAUGUAUCGCUAUUAGUAAUGCUGUCGAAAGUGACAUCAAUUGCCUUAGAUCAUUUAUACAUUCAGUUCAAGAUCCAGAAAACGUCUUAUCUACAUGGGAUUUCACUAACCGCACCGAAGGAUUCAUCUGUAGGUUUACUGGCGUUGACUGUUGGCAUCCCGAUGAGAGUAAGGUUUUAAAUAUCCGCCUUCCGGAUAUGGGACUCAAGGGUACGUUUCCUCUCGGACUUCAAAAUUGUACCUCGAUGACAGGAUUAGAUCUUUCUAGCAACCACUUAUCUGGAACACUCCCAGCCAACAUAUCCCGGAUUAUACCGUUAGUGACAACUCUUGAUCUAUCGUCAAACAAUUUCUCCGGACCGAUUCCUAUGAUGCUUUCUAAUUGUACUUACCUUAAUUCCCUAAUUCUAGAUAACAACCACUUUUCGGGCCAGAUUCCUCUAGAAUUAGGUCAGCUCACCCGUCUUAAGGAGUUUCGUGUUGCUAACAAUCUCUUAUCUGGGCCGGUUCCCACUUUUAGAAAUGGUACUAUCCAACAGAGCUAUGGAGGUAAUACGGGGUUAUGUGGCGGUCCUUUGCGGGAUUGUUCAGGAAGCAAGAAAAACCGUAUGGGUGUCAUUGUUGGGGCGGCUAUUGGUGGUGCGACUCUAGCUGCAUUACUUGUAGGUCUGGGAAUGACGAUCUUUAUGCGGAAAGUUGUCCGAAAGCGGAAAGUUGAUGAUCCUGAUGGAAAUAAAUGGGCCAAGAGUAUUAAAGGAGCUAAAACCAUCAAGCUUUCCAUGUUCGAAAAUCCUGUUUCUAAGAUGCGAUUGAGCGAUCUGAUGAAGGCGACCAACAGCUUUAGCAAAGAGAACAUCAUUGGAUCGGGAAGAACCGGGUGUUUAUACAAAGCGGUUCUCGAAGAUGGCAGUUCGCUUAUGAUCAAACGAUUGCAAGACUCUAAGCAUUCCGAGAAAGAGUUCCAAUCGGAAAUGGCGACGCUCGGGAAAGUGAAGCACCGGAAUUUGGUUCCGCUUUUAGGGUUUUGUGUGGCGAAAAGGGAACGACUUUUAGUUUACAAGUACAUGGCAAAUGGUAAUCUCCACGACAAACUUCAUCCCGUUGGCGAUGAUGAGAAACGCCUGGAUUGGCCUUCGCGGCUAAAAAUCGGAAUCGGUGCAGCCAAAGGAUUCGCGUGGCUCCAUCAUAACUGCAACCCUCGGAUCCUUCAUCGAAACAUUAGUUCAAAAUGCAUCUUACUUGAUGCUGACUUCGAGCCAAGGAUAUCGGACUUCGGGCUCGCUCGGCUCAUGAAUCCGGUUGAUACCCAUUUGAGCACUUUUGUUAAUGGCGAGUUUGGUGAUUUGGGAUACGUGGCCCCUGAAUACGCGAGCACGCUCGUGGCAACACCAAAAGGCGACGUUUAUAGCUUUGGGGUGGUGCUUCUGGAGUUGGUAACGGGCGAAAGGCCGACCCAUGUGGCUAAAGCUCCGGAAACAUUCAAGGGGAGUUUAGCCGAGUGGGUGACUGAACUAGCAGCGGAAUCGAGACUUCGAGAUUCGAUCGACGAGUCGCUGGCAGUCGAGAAGGAUUACGAGAACGAGGUGUUCCAGUUUCUUAAAGUGGCGAGUCGGUGUGUGGUGCCUGCUCAUAAGGAGCGGCCGUCGAUGUUUGAAGUGUACCAGCUGCUACGAGCCAUCGGUGAGCAUUACCAUUUCACGACGGAUGAUGAGGUGUUGAUGAUGCCGUCGGACAAUGGUGGUGAUGCCGGUCAAAUAGAACUCAUCGUUGCUCGUGAUGUAAAGAAGUAACCUUGAGAACCAACUCGAAACCUAUAGGUUGUCAGUUCAAGUCUAGGGAUCAUCGGAGAUUUUUUCUGUAUGUUAUCUUCAGCCUCCCAUAAAAUUAGUUGAAGUGCAUCCAAGCUGGUUCGUACAACCACCGAAUAAAAAAGUAUUGGAGAAGGUAUGAUUUAUAUGUUGGUGUUAUGAACAAGUAUUAUAUGUAUAUCUAUAUCUAUAUCUAUAUCUAUAUCUAUAUGUAUAUGAAAUUGCUUUAUGAGUGGAAGACUUUUUAUAAGGUAA
Cynara cardunculus var. scolymus (artichoke) is the source of this 2450-nucleotide messenger RNA. RefSeq names its product probably inactive leucine-rich repeat receptor-like protein kinase At5g48380. The coding region runs from base 339 to 2177 and encodes 612 amino acids. Gene Ontology annotation, molecular function: protein kinase activity; ATP binding; protein binding. NCBI's taxonomy places the organism in Eukaryota, Viridiplantae, Streptophyta, Magnoliopsida, Asterales, Asteraceae. The record is from RefSeq and is a predicted model, not a curated record. The transcript has 3 exons. Gene Ontology annotation, biological process: protein phosphorylation.